AUGGAGGCGUGGCUUUCGACGAUGGAGGCAUUGUUCGAGUAUGUCUACACCCUCGAGAAGGAUAAAGUACGCCUAGUGUCUCACUAUUUAGAGGGGUCGGCUAGGUCAUGGUGGAUGCGAGUAAAGAAUGGUCGAUCUUUGGAUCCGGCUACUAUGUCUUGGGAGGCAUUUCGGGAGUUGUUGCUUAUGGAGUAUUUUCCCGAAAGCGACAAGCAGAAGAUCAAGGAGGACUUUCGCAAGUUAAGGCAAGGGAACCGAACGGUGCAGGAGUACGAAAGGGAGCUCUCGCACAUGGUUGAUUGCAUUCCGGGCUUGGUUCAUGGAGACCGGGAUCGAGCAGAGGUCUUUGAGCGCGGAUUGCGGCCGAAAAUAUUCAAGAUUAUUCAUGCGCUCCAGCUGAAGACCUACGAGGAGGUACUCGAUCGCGCGCUAUGGGUAGAGCGCGGCAACACCAUUGCGCGUGAGGAACGCGAGGCGUUUGAAAGGGACAAGGACAAGGAGAAGUCCAAGAAGCGACUGGCUGGUGGUUCCGCAAGGCAGUCGAGUUCUAAGCGACCCCCUCGGUACCCAAAAUCACAGUGA
This is a messenger RNA of Ananas comosus (pineapple), 582 nucleotides long. RefSeq lists its product as uncharacterized. Lineage: Eukaryota; Viridiplantae; Streptophyta; Magnoliopsida; Poales; Bromeliaceae. The coding region runs from base 1 to 582 and encodes 193 amino acids. The record is from RefSeq and is a predicted model, not a curated record. The transcript has a single exon.